This is a messenger RNA of Pocillopora damicornis (cauliflower coral), 326 nucleotides long. RefSeq lists its product as uncharacterized. The record is from RefSeq and is a predicted model, not a curated record. Gene Ontology annotation, molecular function: calcium ion binding. Lineage: Eukaryota; Metazoa; Cnidaria; Anthozoa; Scleractinia; Pocilloporidae.
UGGCAAAAUAGCUCAAAUGAAAGUUUUUGACGUUGCUCUAGAUGAGGCCGACAUUAAAGCUGCGAUGAAUGAAGACCCCUGUUCAGAAUAUCCCUGUGCCAACAAUGGCACUUGCGUUGAUAAUGGAAACAAUACCUUCGAAUGCAUAUGUCCUCCCGGUGUGACUGGUGAUCGCUGCGAAGUCCGUAAGUACCAAAGUUUAGACCCCUGUUCAGAAUAUCCCUGUGCCAACAAUGGCACAUGUGUGGAUAAUGGAAACAAUACCUUCAAAUGCAUAUGUCCUCCCGGUGUCACUGGUGAUCGCUGCCAAGUGCAUACCUACCAAA